Molecule: messenger RNA, 489 nt
Organism: Sphaeroforma arctica JP610
Lineage: Eukaryota; Ichthyosporea; Ichthyophonida
Exons: 1
Coding region: 1-489 (162 amino acids)
Source: RefSeq, a predicted model, not a curated record
AUGAGGCACGCGACAACACUUCAGUGGAGGUUCCCGACACAGAUUCCGUGGAAGAUCGAAGUCGAUUCUGAGGAGGAACCUGACACGUCUCCGGCAGGCUCUGCCAACAAUACCACCUUGCCUACCGCCAGCACGUCUGUACCUUCUCCCGCGGCAUCCUCUACUAUGGAUGACACUGUAAAUGCGAAUCUACAAUCCCAUAUCGCAAAACAUCCUUCAACUCUAGGUGGCGGGGCGCUGGGAGUAGACGUGGUAGCACGUGGUAUAGCGGCGAACUCUGUACCCUGGGACAGGGCAUCUGUGCCUACAUUUGCACCGUUCUUUCCGAGAGCAGUCACUACGAAUGAAGUGGUCUUUUUUUUCGCUGGCGUUGCCCUGAGUACCUUGAUUAGGGAGUUUCACGACAGGCGCAGUAGUGGCAUUAUUGGAAGCAGAACUUGUAUCUGCUGUUUGUGUUUCGGGUUGCAGAGUUCGAUAAGAAUUGCGUGA